AUGCCUACCUUCGCAUUAGUGUACAUCGGUCUUGCGUUCUUGACACGCAUUCAGCAUCUUGAGGUAGAGGCAGACGAGGUGAUGGUGUCAUUCGAUGUAAUCUCGUUAUUCGCAUCCAUCCCACCCGCACUGGCUAUCAACACUAUCGACGGCCUUCUUCGUGAAAAAUAUGACGAGACCGAGAAGCAACUCAAACGAGCGCACAUCAUCGAGCUCCUCGAAAUGUGUCUUAAGACCUUUUUCACCUUCAAUGGCUAA
This is a messenger RNA of Dibothriocephalus latus, 258 nucleotides long. The record is from the annotation of a GenBank genome assembly. Lineage: Eukaryota; Metazoa; Platyhelminthes; Cestoda; Diphyllobothriidea; Diphyllobothriidae.